AAUAUACGAAAUUAUGCGAUGGAAGCACACAGAUGAGAACGGGUGAACGCCGGUCUCUUGAGUAACGGCCGGCCCGGCACACAAAACACCGACACGGAGACCGAGACGGACACGGACACGGAUACGGACGGAUACGGCACGCCGCGGACAGCCACUCAUCGGAUUUGUAAACAUUUUGCAUUUUUUCGUCGAUCGCUUUAUUUUGCUUAAGUUUAGUGUUUGGUCAUUCUCAACGGGCGACGCACUGCCGCCGGAGUACAAAGAAAAGCGCAUUUUCCCGGGAAACGCGUGAUCUGCCUGGAACCCCUCUCUCGCACGAGUUUUUUAAAUAAUACAAGUGACAUAAGUAGUCGGAGAUCCCAAUAUGCCCGCCCUACGCGUCUGCUUGCAAUGGACAUCCAUUGUUUUCAAUACAAUCACAUUGGUAAGAUUUAUUUUAGUGGUGCCCCCACGGCGUAUGCGUAAUAUCAGCCAUAAAAUUUCCACAAGCGUCAUACGGAGAGUCAAAGGUCGAUUUGUGAAGAUAACUUUGAAAAACAAAUCUGUUGCAGUUGCACAUCUUGAGUCAUGGUGCUUAUGACUAAUGGGCACACACUUGUCCAUGGAAAUCUCAUCUGAAAAUUAUGUCUCUGCCAGCCUGUCACAGCAAGAUCAUUAAAUGUCUUACAUUUUUUGUGGCAUUUUUCAUUGUCGAAUGUAAUUAUUUUUCCUCGGGGCUGGUGUCGUUGAUAUAGCCGGUUAGAUGGCCAAUUUGGCAGAAAACAAAUCCCAUUCAAAGAUUCCAUUUCUCCCAGACAAGAUGUCACUUGGGUCUCGUUAUUCCGCGUAGUGUUCCCGAUGGCGGUGGCGAAUUUUUUGCGACAGCCACAAGAAAAGAAACUGUGUAUGUGCCGUUUAAAAAUAAAGCCCAAAGCCGUUGGCGUCGGGGCCGCCCUCGCCGGAUUCUACGAAUGGGAGAAAUUUGACGAGGGCUCCACCGAGCACCUGGAGAAGUUCAUCCAGCUGGGCAUGGCCGGCGCCCUGAUCCUGGCCGCACUUAUUGGCUGCAUGGGCGCCUUCCUCGGCUCCAUCAAGGUCAUGGUGGUGCACCUGGUAGUGCUCGUCGCCCUGAUUGCCUCGCACAUCUGGAAGCUGUCUCACUACAACGAAUCCAAGCAGCUGGACGCCACCGAGGUGUUUGUGAUGGACCUGUGGAUGAAGGAGCUGGUCCACCAUGGAGCCAUGCAGCACCUGCAGCAGGAGUACGAGUGUUGUGGCGAUAAGGGCUUCGCCGAUUACACGAGUCUGAACAUGAAGGUGCCUCGCAGCUGCUUCCACACCAAGGACGGCAUUCACGCCUUCCAUCCCUACGCCGAAGGAUGCAUGGCAGCCGUAAAGCGGGCCUAUCUGCAGAUUUAUCGAUACGAGAAGUGGGUGCACUGCGGACUCAUUGGAUACGAGGUUGUGGGCAUCAUCUUGGGCAUUACUCUGUGCUGCCAGCUCACUAGUAAGACUCGCCGCUAUACCUACUAAGUUUCACACAUGCAUUUGCCACUUGGUUGCUCAAUAAACAAUCGCCUUGAUACAAUCUAA
This is a messenger RNA of Drosophila ananassae, 1572 nucleotides long. RefSeq names its product protein late bloomer. The transcript has 5 exons. NCBI's taxonomy places the organism in Eukaryota, Metazoa, Arthropoda, Insecta, Diptera, Drosophilidae. Gene Ontology annotation, cellular component: membrane. Bases 838 to 1512 code for a protein of 224 amino acids. The record is from RefSeq and is a predicted model, not a curated record.